AUGGCUGCUGUCACGGGACCGAGAAUUACUCCCAACUCCUUCUUCGCCACGACUGCUCCUCCUGCUGGUCAACCACGCAAGGCGGAGUCUUCUCCGGUCACCAUCUACUUUAUCUCUGGGAAUCCGGGCUUGAUUGGUUACUAUCAUACCUUCCUGUCCUUGCUGUCGUCGUACCUUUCAUCGUCAUCAUCAUCGUCGCCUUCGGCGGCGCAGGACAAGAACAGCGUGUCCGAUAGUUUCCACAUUUAUGGCUCUAGCCUUGGCGGUUUCGAAGUGGGAGCUGAAUCUUCGAAUGAGAAGAAGAAGAAGGAGCAGCCGGAGCUGUAUGGUCUGGAGCAGCAGAUCCACCUCGCUGAAAGCAGGUUGGAAGCCUUUGUGAGCGCCAACUGUCCCCAGCCGGCUUCGACGACUGUGACGACAGGCAAUGUGCAAAAUCGCCCGCGAGUCAUUCUGAUGGGCCACUCGGUUGGUGCGUACAUUGCAAUGGAGAUUCUGCGACGACAUCGCGAGGAGUUUUCCCAUGCCCCGUUUGAUAUCGUCGGUGGGAUUAUGCUGUUCCCAACGGUGGUGGAUAUUGCUUUGUCGCCUGAAGGGAAGAGAUUAACGCGACUGCUAUAUUUCAUCCCUCAAUUGGCGCUCGUCGCCAGCCUCCUAGCCAAGUUUCUGACGUUUCUUUUCCCCGAUGUGGUGCUCCGCUCGCUGAUCAGGCUGGUGAUGGGAUAUCCUCCUGAUGACGCCGUCGAGACCACUUUGGCAUUCCUAAAGAGCAAGCGUGGCGUGAGACAGGCACUGCACAUGGCGGCAGAUGAAAUGCACGACAUCACAGCCGACAAAUGGAGUGACGACAUCUGGGGCACUCGAUCCUCGCCUUCCAGCGACGGCAGCAACAGUCGAAAGCUAUCCAAACUGGUCUUCUACUUUGGCCGCAACGAUCACUGGGUCGCGGAACGGACCAGGGACGAGAUCAUCGCCAUGAGGGGCAGCACCAGCAGCGAGAGUAGAGGCCCCAAAAUGGUAGUAUGUGAAGAAGGCCUGCCGCAUGCGUUUUGCAUUCGACACAGCGACAUCAUGGCGCGAAAGGUCGCGGGGUUUAUCAGGGAGAUUUUGGCUGAAUCAUGA
This is a messenger RNA of Rasamsonia emersonii CBS 393.64, 1119 nucleotides long. RefSeq lists its product as uncharacterized. Gene Ontology annotation, cellular component: lipid droplet. NCBI's taxonomy places the organism in Eukaryota, Fungi, Ascomycota, Eurotiomycetes, Eurotiales, Trichocomaceae. The record is from RefSeq and is a predicted model, not a curated record. Gene Ontology annotation, molecular function: lipase activity. The transcript is spliced from 4 exons. The coding region runs from base 1 to 1119 and encodes 372 amino acids. Gene Ontology annotation, biological process: lipid storage.